AUGAAGGCCUUCAUCGUUCUUGCUAUCGCAGCUGCCACCGCGCAGGCUGGUCUCCUCGGAGGCCACGAGGCCGGAUCCUCCGUCUCCUCCCGCUCCGAAGACGGACUUGGAAACUACAAGUUCAGCUACAAGGAGCAGCACACCACCGGAGGAUCUUUCCGUUCGGAAGCUGGAACUAAGGGAGUUGUUGUCGGUGCCUACGGUCUGAACGACAUCGAUGGAAGACAGCGACACGUCGAGUAUGUGGCUGAUGGACUUGGUUUCCGCGCUGCCAUCAAGACCAACGAGCCUGGAACCGCUCCGGCCGCCGCUGCCGCCACCUCCAUCGUGACCCCCGGCCUCGCCCCUGUUGUGAAGACCAUCGCCGCCGCUCCCGUUGUUGCCCACGCCAGCUACGCCGCUCCGGUCGCUUACGGCCAUGGCUACGGACACGGAAACGGUUAUGGAUACGGCUACGGACACUACUAGACGUACUCCCCCCGAAAGCUUCCUGGAAAUCUGCUCAAUCACCAAAUAUUCCCGCAAUGACUCAUUGCUCCCCCUACCCAUUCGGACACCUGUCUCUGUUCAGCCCCUGUACAAUUUCUGUAGAAGAACCUCUUAUCUAAUUCCGGAGUCAGAUCGAUGGGUCAGUCGAUUCCUUUCGUACUGAAUAAGAAAAAACUUGUGUACAUUUU
Messenger RNA from Galendromus occidentalis (western predatory mite), 677 nucleotides. Its product is annotated as adult-specific rigid cuticular protein 15.5. Gene Ontology annotation, molecular function: structural constituent of chitin-based larval cuticle. The transcript is spliced from 2 exons. Gene Ontology annotation, cellular component: chitin-based extracellular matrix. The record is from RefSeq and is a predicted model, not a curated record. The coding region runs from base 1 to 468 and encodes 155 amino acids. NCBI's taxonomy places the organism in Eukaryota, Metazoa, Arthropoda, Arachnida, Mesostigmata, Phytoseiidae.